CUCUUACAGUCAUCAUGAUGGAGAUCACUAAUGACAUUCAGUUUCUGCUUCCAAUCAUGGUUGCUAUUAUGGUCGCUAAGUGGGUUGGAGAUGCGUUUACCCAUCCCAUCUACCACGCCCUUCUUGAAGUCAAAUGUAUUCCGUUUCUUGAUUCAGAACCUGUAAUAUUUCAUGAUGGCAAAAGCAUUAAUCUUGAGUUGUAUUCAGCAGAAGACGCAAUGGCGUCCCCACCUACAGUACUCCAAAGUCGUCCAACGGUCAGUCAGCUUGCCCACGUCCUCCUGGACACAUCAUUUGGUGGCUUCCCAGUUGUUGCGACGGGACCACUUGGUAAUCGUAAUGAAUUUAUGGGCCUUAUAAACAG
This is a messenger RNA of Anneissia japonica, 364 nucleotides long. RefSeq names its product chloride channel protein C-like. Lineage: Eukaryota; Metazoa; Echinodermata; Crinoidea; Comatulida; Comatulidae. The transcript is spliced from 3 exons. The annotation marks the transcript as partial. The record is from RefSeq and is a predicted model, not a curated record. Gene Ontology annotation, cellular component: intracellular membrane-bounded organelle. Gene Ontology annotation, molecular function: chloride transmembrane transporter activity.